Tympanuchus pallidicinctus (lesser prairie-chicken) is the source of this 6936-nucleotide messenger RNA. RefSeq names its product DNA polymerase kappa (gene POLK). Gene Ontology annotation, molecular function: DNA-directed DNA polymerase activity; damaged DNA binding. Bases 2980 to 5655 code for a protein of 891 amino acids. The transcript is spliced from 15 exons. Gene Ontology annotation, cellular component: nucleus. Gene Ontology annotation, biological process: error-prone translesion synthesis. The record is from RefSeq and is a predicted model, not a curated record. NCBI's taxonomy places the organism in Eukaryota, Metazoa, Chordata, Aves, Galliformes, Phasianidae.
UGUAUUUUACAAUUAUAUACAUUUUUGCAAAAAAGUGAAUGAGUUUUCCUAAGUUGGAACAGUAACUGCUAAUUAAGAGUAUCCAUUUCGUUACCCUGUAUGAAUAGAGGAGGUUUCUAGCAACAUUAAGCUUCAAUUCCAUCUUCAGUUGAAGUGGAAAGUAAAUGCCAAAGGUGUUGUCUGUGACAUUUAUAUUUUUCUCACUAGGCAGGGACACAAGUGUUUGUCUUUUGAGCAUAGUGCAGUUCAUACUACACUGCACUUGGUCUUAGUAAGAAGGCUGUAAAGCGAUCCUUUAUGGUCAGAAUUGUAUGAACUAAGUUAUUCAUCUCAGUUAGCUGUUUACUGUGCGUUCAGUGCUCUUCACAAGACUUCUAUUAACAUUUUGACCUUGUCACAGAAAUUAAAGAUAGUAUUUAUUUUCUUCUAAUACAGUCUGUGUCCAGUGUAAGGGCUCACAAAGUUAGUCCAUCCCCUGUUCUCCAUGUUUAUAUGUAGAGAUAUGUCAAAAUGUCAUCAUUUUGUUUUUUCCUUUCUAAAAUAAAAUUAGAAGAGCUUGAGGAAAUAUCCAAAACAUCUUAAUCAAAAGAAAGUAGGAAAUUUUUUUUGGACUAUAAUAAAUGAGGCAUCAGAUUUUCAUGAAAUGUUGCUAUUGCAACUUCAGCAUAUGUAUAUUUUUACAUAUCUUGUAUAUUUUUAUGCCAUGAAUAUUAGAUUUAGACAAUUUACGUAUAAAAGGGGGAUUCCUUCCAUUUCCUUGCAGCUGUAAGGAGGAUAAGCAGUUGUGUAACAGUACUUUUCAUCUCAUGCUUUGUUUCUUUUGUUGGUGUGAGUGUCUGUGAUAGCAUAGAUAACAGUUUUUCUUCACGAGAAUGGUUACACAAUUUACAUGCAUCAAAUUAUCAUUUGGUUGGUAUGACAGUUUCUUUUUCCAAGUUUUGCAAACAGCUGUCACUUUCUACUCGUAAUGUUGCUUCUCAGCAAGUUGUUACACUAUUAAUAAAGGACAAAGUGUUAACAAUUUUGUGAAUGUUAUUGCUUUGCAGGAUAAAGCUGUGUCCACAGAACUGAAUAUUUUAGAAAUGUGUUUUUUUUAAAUCUUUUUCUCACAUUGUAUUUUACUACAUGAAAGUAAUAAGAACUGUUUUUAAGUUCUUACACUACACACAGAGUUUCUGUUACUUGAAUUGCUGGGUGUUCAGUGGAUACAGACAGGAGGAAUAGUGCAGCUCACAAAUAUAACCUGUCUCCUUCAGGCUACUUCAUGCAAACAGAUGCUGAAUAUGAAUACAGGUAGAAGCACUUGAAAUGAAAUAAUUUCUAUCUGUUACUUGCUCUAUUGGUGUCAGUCCAACCUUUUUAUUCAAUUGAGUAUCUGUGCUUGCUUCUAGAAGAGUUUCAUUAGUGUUUUAGGUUUUUUUUUUUUCCAUUUAGAAGCAUUCCAGACUUCUAACAAUGCUUCCUACACAGUAAUGAUAUUCUGUGGUUCCUCUCCACCUUUCUAUUUUGCCAUUACCAAUUGGCAGUUAGUGCUCAAGUCUUCUUUAUCUUCAGAUGCCCUUUCAGUAGCAGUUGAAAAGUUAUUUCUUCUAAAUAGAGAUGAUUCUACUGCUCCACAUGCCCAUCUCCAAAUAACAAGAAUAAUAGAACAGUAUUUAACUGUAGACUGCCUUCACAGACCUCUGAUUUCAUACCCUUCUUUCUUGCUGUGACAGAAAUUUAACGUCCUCUAAUGGAAACAGCGCAGUCUUGUAGCAGAUUCUUGAGAUGACAGCAUGCCACAAAUAUGUCACAAAUCUCUCACUCCUUGCCUAGACAGUUCUAAACUAGUGUUUCAUUAGUCUAAAUUUUUACCCUCUUCUUCAACGUGUUUUAGCUAAAACACAAGGCACCACAAGCGGAUUGCCCUCUCCAGGUCAGUUUUCCAUGGAGACCGUUUUCCAUGGUGACCAUAAACUUCUAUACUGACGUUUUAUUAACAUUUUGUACAGUGCUUCAAAUGGUGCUUCUCCUGCAUUUCCUUUAAAAGUUGUCAUUACUGCAGAUGAUCCACUGAGUGUUUUGUCUGACAGUGCUUUAUCUGUUGUUCUAUUGUAGCUUCUGUGAUGCAUUUAAAUAUGCUAAAUAUUUAACGUAUUUUCAGACCUCUUAUUCUGAUAGACUCCAAGCUCUGUUCAUGUCUCUCCUCUAUGUAUUUAAGCUUCUGUGGAGAAUUGAUGUCAUGUUUUCAUUGAAAAGAAGACUGAGAGGGGACCUGAUCCAGGUCUAUAAAUAUCUGGGAUGUGUGGGGCAGAAUGGCGAGGCCGGACUGUUUUCAGUGGUGAGUGGAGACAGGACAAGGGGAAACGGCCGGAAACUGCAGCACAGGAAGUUCUGCACCAAUGUGCGCAAGAACUUCUUUACAGUGAGGUGACGGAGCACUGGAACAGGCUGCCCAGGGAGGUGGUGGAGUCUCCUUCUCUGGAGAUGUUCAAGACCUGCCUGGAUGCCUACCUGUGCGACCUGCUGUAGGGAACCUGCUUUGGCAGGGGGGUUGGACUCGAUGAUCUCUGGAGGUCCCUUCCAACCCCUACAAUUCUGUGAUUCUGUGAUUCAUGUCUUCAGAUAAAUGUUUUCUUUAUUCCAGCUAAGGCAUUACUUUAUACACUUUGUUUUCUGUCACUGUUCAUGUACUAUUGGUAUGCACAAGAGGAUGAGAAAGUAAAAUACACUAGGAGACUGACAUUUCUGGGACUUUUUCAAAACUGUUUUAUCAUUGUGGCGUUUUGUUCUGAUUGGAUAUAUAGCAAUGUGGGAGGGAAGGACUUCAAGGUAAACACACGAGUUAGUGUUUAAAGCCCUUGCUAUAAAGGAGAGGCUUUAUGAAUGAGGAGGAGAAAGAUUUGUACGUGCUAAGAGACAUUUUCAGAAGUAUGGGACCAGAGUCUGGAAUGGGAAGCAAUAACUGUAUUCAUGCCAAGUUCUUGAAGAGAAGGAGUGAUGAAAGAACCAGGGGAAGUAAGGAAAGGUACUAAAUCUCAGGAAAGAUAUUGGUCUUCAGAAAGUACUAUGGACAACGGGAAAAAUGCUGAUAACAGCUCUUAUAAUGGGGGAGCUCUGCUUAGAAUGGGCCUCAAUGAUAACAAAGCUGGAAUGCAAGGUUUGGAUAAAGAGAAAAUUAAUAAAAUCAUCAUGGAAGCUUCCAAGGGCUCCAAAUUUUUUGAAAAUGAGCUCAAAAAAGAUCAACAGGUUAACCAACGAAUUGAGAAAAUGAUGCAGCUUAAGGAGAAAAUUACACAACAACAGCUAUUGAAAGCACGGUUGCAGGUGGACAAACUUGUGAUGGAACUGGAACAGAGUCGCAACCUUAGUUGUACUAUUGUACACAUUGACAUGGAUGCCUUCUAUGCAGCUGUGGAAAUGAGAGACAAUCCAGAGCUGAAGGAAAAGCCUAUUGCAGUGGGAUCAAUGAGCAUGUUGUCCACCUCAAACUACCAUGCUAGGAGAUUUGGUGUACGUGCAGCCAUGCCCGGAUUUAUUGCCAAAAAGCUGUGUCCACAUCUAACUAUAGUACCGUUAAACUUUGAAAAAUACAGAAAAGUGAGUAAAGAGGUUAAAGAGAUACUGGCUGAAUAUGAUCCCCAUUUUAUGCCUAUGGGCCUAGAUGAAGCCUACCUGAAUGUAACAGAACACUUGGAGGAAAGAUUGCACUGGCCUGAAGAUAAAAGAAGAUACUUCUUGAACACAGAAAACACUACAGAAAAAAAUAAAGAGGAUAUAAGCAUAUCUGGCAGACUGAAUAUAGAUGGAUACUCUUCUUCACCAGAGCUGUUUGAAGAUGGCACAUCUGUAAUGGAUGAUCACUCUGGACAAAGAUAUCAGUCACUGAAGAAUGUAGUUGUGUUUGGAACCUCUGCAGAAGAAGCUGUGAAGGAAAUUCGCUUCAGGAUUGAGCAGAAAACUCAACUGACUGCUAGUGCAGGAAUUGCUCCAAAUACAAUGUUAGCAAAAAUGUGCAGUGAUCGUAAUAAACCUAAUGGACAAUGCAGAAUUUCUCCAGAGAGACAAGCAGUUCUAGACUUCAUAAAAGAUUUGCCCAUUAGAAAGGUGCCAGGUAUAGGAAAAGUAACAGAGAAGAUGUUAAAAGCCCUUGGAAUUGUGACUUGCUCAGAACUUUACCAGCAGAGGGCACUGCUUUCUCUUCUUUUUUCAGAAGCAUCUUGGCGUAGUUUCUUGGAUAUCUCUCUUGGGCUGGGUUCAACACAUUUGGAAAAGGAUGGAGAAAGAAAAAGUAUGAGCACUGAAAGAACAUUCAGUGAAAUUAACACGGCAGAAGAUCAGUACAACUUGUGUCGAGAACUCUGCAGAGAACUUGCCCAGGACUUACAGAAAGAGGGACUGAAGGGUAAAACUGUUACCUUAAAGCUAAAGAAUGUGAACUUUGAAGUAAAAACAAGAGCUUCAACUGUGCUGUCUUCUGUUUCUGCUGAGGAUGAAAUAUUUGCUGUUGCAAAGAUGUUGUUAGGAACGGAAAUUGAUAGUGUUGCUCCUCACCCUUUAAGGAUAAGACUUAUGGGUGUACGAGUAUCAGGAUUUUUAAGUGAAGAAGAGAAGAAAUACCAACAAAAAAGCAUUAAAAGCUUCUUAAAAUCAGGAAAAGAACUUGAUUUUCCAAGGCUUCAGCCAGGGAAACCCAAUCAAGAAAAUCUCACAAAAACCUCAGAAGCAUCUUCCAAAGGAAGUUUUUUUGAUAAAAAGCGAGCUGCAAGGCAACUAAACUGUAAUAAUAAUGUUUUUCCAAAUGAAAGUGUAGGUAAGCAGCACUUUUGUGGUGUAAACUCAUCAGCAGAUUUUGUGGAAGAAGCAAACAAGGUCACAAACUUGCAGAAGUCUAACAUAUGUGAGAUCUUCACGUGCCCUGUUUGUUUUGAGGAGCAAAGUAGUGUUAAUUUGGAAGAGAUUAAUAGGCAUAUUGAUGAAUGUCUUGCUGGCAGUCUAGUUAAAGAUACUGUGGAAAUAUCAAAAAAUGACAUUUCAAGAGAAAAUACUUCUAACUUAUCACACUGCAAAAAUGAAAAUAUUGACGAUUGUAAAGAAAAUAUAACAACAGAUCAAUUAGCAGGAACAGACCAGUCAGCAAGUACAUCUGAAAGCUCUUCUGGCAAUAGCAAAGAGAAAAAAUUCACUCAGAUAGUCUCAGAAAAACCUCACAGAGAAAAACAGCCUUGUGAUCUCAUUGAUAUUCCUAGAAAUGCAAGCAUAAAACAAUGUCUGUUUCCCAAAAGAAAUUCACAGGAGAAUGCAAAACAGUUUGGAAGGACAGAUCAUACAGAAGGAACUAGUUCAUCCUGUUCUUUUGAAACCAAAGAAGACAGUGUUCUUGUUUGUCCAGUUUGUAAUUCAGAACAGAAAACCACCAGCCUUGUGUCAUUUAACAGACAUGUAGAUGUCUGCUUAAACAAAGGCCUUAUCCAGGAGCUGACAGAAAAAGAUGAUUGUUCUGCUAAGACUUCUGAUACAGAAAAUUCAAUCAGAGUUGGAGGGUUAGACAGAGGACAGCAGUGCACAAAACCAUUACAAGGAACAAAAAGGUCUGGACCAACAACUUCACAGUCAGCAUCAAAAAAGGCUAAAUCAAUCAAUUCCAAGCGUACAAUUGAAAUGUUUUUUAAAUGACAGUGGAGCAGUGUACUUCAUAUGAAGUAUUUCGUAGCCUUUUGUGACUGCAUAUUAAUUUAGCAUUGGUGGUGGGCUGGAUUCAGAUGAAAUUUGGCUGGAUUCACAUCGGAACCAUUGUAUGCUUAUCAUGCUCUGUAAAAAGAAUGAUACGUGAGGUAGAAGAAGAGAUAUAACUGAGGUAAUCCAAUUUUUUGGAAAAUAAUACUUUUUUAGCUUAUGAGAAAUGAAAUUGCUAGCACUUAAGAGUUCUGUUAUAUUGAACAUGCGAAACUUUGUUAGAGUCACAUGCAGUCUCAUGUAUUGUCUCUGCUGUUCAACAAAAUAGAACAGGUUCAUUAGAGCUGCCAUGGAGCAGAUCUGCAUGGCAAGCACCUGAGAAAGAGGGUCUCAUGAGGUGGAAUGUCACAUUGUGCUUGUUGAUGUCCCCCUUCGAAGAUUUGAUCUGUCACCCUGUCUGCAAGGCAGUGAGUUAGCAACCGUAGUUGCUCAAGUUAAUGCUUCCUUGGACAAUCAAACACCAAAUUAAUUUGUGUGAUAACAUAGAAGAGCCACGCUACUUCAUUUCAGAUCUUGUGAAGGUCUGUCUUGUCACUGGACCAAAAACUGGUUGGUCAAAAAAGAAGAAUUCAGAGCACAGACAAGCUUUUAUUGUUAUCACUGAAAAUUACUUCAGUAUGAGGUGAUGGACCCACCCUGAAGGGCUCUCUGUGAUGAGAUGCAGGAUGCCUUUGCUUGAUACUAAAAAUGUUAAUAAACUGAAUGAUUAGAGGAUUCUUCCAGAUUAGUUGAACAAAUGCUGUUUGAUCCUUGACCUCUCCAAGGGGACUGAGAACUUCAGUUGUCUUUGCUGUUGUUAAAUUGUACCUGUUGGUAGGGCUAAAUUUAAUAUAAAUCAGUGUGCAAUAAUAAUGUUGUAUAAAUAUGUGCAAUAUGCUAAAAUGAAGUAUUCUUACUGUUUAUCUUUAUUUAAAAUUGUUUUCUAUUUUUAAAUAAAUUGUAUUUUAUGAGUACUCAAGUGGAAGUUUUAGAGUUCAAAUAUUUGAAGUACUCUAUAAUGAUAUUCUUCUGUUUACACUAAAUUGCUUAGAUUUAGAUUUUUUAUAGUUGAUUUAUGACGAUAACUUCUUUCUUAGAAGUUAUGUGUACAGUCACAAACCCUUGAAGAAAUAUGAACUUUUAAAAGUGGAUAAUCUUUAAAGUGGCUAUGAUAGAAGCUUCUGUUCCGUUGCUUAAUUAUAUGGGGAUUAUUCUGUGGCUUACUUUUUUUUUUUUUUUUUU